This is a messenger RNA of Trichophyton verrucosum HKI 0517, 945 nucleotides long. RefSeq lists its product as uncharacterized. The transcript has a single exon. Lineage: Eukaryota; Fungi; Ascomycota; Eurotiomycetes; Onygenales; Arthrodermataceae. The record is from RefSeq and is a predicted model, not a curated record. Bases 1 to 945 code for a protein of 314 amino acids.
AUGUCCUGCUUCUCCAUCACGAACUUCGUCUCUUCUCUUCCUCUUCUCUUCCUCUUCUCUUCCUCUUCUUUUCCCUCCCAGCCCACCCCAGCUCCAACCAGAUACCUACCGGUCUACCGUUCAUCUGUCUCUCCGUCUCUGCAGCAUACCAUCAGCCAUACAGGCCAGCAAGAAUACCCAGCGAGAAUGGGCCCCCAGACCCUCGGCCUCUUUUUGAUUGUCCUUUUUGUUGCUACCCGAACCUCCCGUGUAAUGUCAGCACCCGCAUUGACUGCCCGAGAUUCCCCCACUGCAGGCGGGGCCGCGACAGGUGAGACUAAUGGGCAGAUCGCCGCAAGGUGGAUGGUCUAUUUCUCUCCACUUGUUGGUCUUAUAAUUUCGGUGCUAUCGGUGACGGUAGUACCGAAGCUUGUAUUGUGGUUCAAGAACCUCGGGAAGACGGGAGAUGAGAUUAUCAAAUCUCAGGAAGAACAGAUUGAGACAAUCAGGCGGGACGUCAGUGCUUUGAAGUCCGUUGUUGAUAACAUCAAGUCUCACGUUGAGCCAAACCAGCAGAACUAUAACGAUCUGAAGACAAGUGUAGAUGAAAUAAAGACUAGCAUUAACAGUCAUCUCAAGGCUGUUGAGGCGCGUCUUUCUUCCAUUAACACACGCCUUGCCAUUCUUGGUAGAAAGUGUGAGGCCCUCAAGGCCGGACAGGAUACAAUCCGGUCCACCCUUGAUAAUCUCAUGCAGAAAGUCAAGGAUGGAGAGCCGUUUCGGGGUACAACCUCGGACUCGCUCCAGAAAGUUAUAGAGAAGCAGGACGGUUUCAAAAAGGGGCUUGAUGCCUUCAAUGACAGUCAGAAAAGAACUCUCGAAACGCUUGACCGGCUCAUUGAGUUCAUUCCUGCUUUGGUUGGGCAACCGGCUAACCCGCAAGUCGCUGGACAAGGUCCCGACUAG